UGAGAGGGGUGUGAAGAUGCUUAAGGAGCGUCCAAGGAUGGCAGAAGACCCUCAGCAGCAGAUGGGUGUUCCUGUGGUAAAGCUAGAGAAAGAGUUGCCGUGGGGCAGGGGAAGGGAGGACCCUAGUCCGGAGACUUUUCGUCUGAGGUUUCGGCAGUUCCGCUACCAGGAGGCAGCUGGUCCUCAGGAAGCCCUCAGGGAACUCCAGGAACUCUGUCGCCAGUGGCUGAGGCCUGAGCUGCACACCAAGGAGCAGAUCAUGGAGUUGCUGGUGCUGGAGCAGUUCCUGACCAUCCUGCCACGGGAGUUCUAUGCCUGGAUUCGGGAGCAUGGCCUGGAGAGUGGCAAGGCUCUUGUGGCCAUGGUGGAGGACUUCACAGAGAGAACAUUGGAGGCCAAGGCGGUUCCAUGCCACGUGCAGGGAGAACAACAGGAGACAGCACUUGGCAGAGGCCCUUGGGAACCAGGUGUUCACCUGGGGCCAGUGGAGAUCAAGCCCGAGUGGGGGAUGCCUCAUGGGGAAGGAGUUCAAGGCCUAGACCAAGGCACUGAGGAGCAACUCAGUCAGGAUCCUGGAGCUGGGACCCAAGCCUUCCAGGAGCAGGCUCUGCCAGUUCUUCAGGCUGGUCCUGGCCUCCCUCCAGUGAACACCAGGGACCAAGAGAUGGCAGCUGGGUUCCUUACAGCUGGAUCCCAGGGGUUGGGGCCAUUUAAAGAAAUGGCCCUGGCCUUCCCCGAGGAGGAGUGGAGGCAUGUGACCCCAGCUCAGAUAGACUGCUUUGGGGAAUACGUGGAACCCCGGGACUGUGGGGUCUCAGCUCCAGGCAUUGGGAGCAAGGAAAAGGAGGCUAAAACCCAGCAGGCAGACCUCAAGGGGGCGCUUGCUCGGGUGACGUCAGAGAGGUUUGGGGAAGCCACACUUCAGAGCCCUGAGCUUGGAAGAAGCUGUGAGCAGGAGCCCAGUAGUUCUGUGGGAAACAUGCCAGGGCCGCCGCCUCAGCAGCAUGGCGUCAUACCCCUGCCGGAUGACCUCAAGACCCACAGCUCCUUCUGGAAGCCUUUUCAGUGCCCCGAGUGUGGAAAAGGCUUCAGUCGGAGCUCAAAUCUUGUCAGACACCAGAGAACUCAUGAAGAAGAGAAAUCCUACGGGUGUGUCGAGUGUGGGAAGGGGUUCACUUUGAGAGAGUACCUCAUGAAGCACCAGAGAACACACCUGGGAAAGAGACCCUAUGUGUGCAGUGAAUGCUGGAAAACCUUCAGCCAGAGGCACCACCUCGAGGUUCACCAGAGGAGUCACACGGGGGAGAAGCCCUACAAGUGUGGUGAUUGCUGGAAAAGCUUCAGCCGGAGGCAGCAUCUGCAGGUGCAUCGGAGAACUCACACGGGGGAAAAGCCCUACACCUGUGAGUGUGGCAAGAGCUUCAGCAGGAACGCAAACCUGGCUGUGCACCGGCGAGCCCACACAGGCGAGAAGCCGUACGGGUGCCAGGUGUGUGGGAAGCGGUUCAGUAAAGGGGAGCGGCUGGUCAGACACCAGAGGAUCCAUACUGGGGAAAAGCCCUACCACUGUCCUGCCUGCGGGAGGAGCUUCAACCAGAGGUCCAUCCUCAAUCGGCACCAGAAAACUCAGCAUCGCCAGGAGACCCUGGUGCAGUAAGGGUGCCAUGCUGAAAUGCACCUUUUUUGUGAAUGGAAGGUCUGGAAGGUGCAGGACCUUUCAGGACCACAAAUGGAGGGAGACCUCAUUGGAGGAUGCAUUCGUCUUUACUCACUGAAGGGCUUUGAAGUGGGGGCUGAAGAGUGAUGGGGUGCGGAAAGGCACUUUGACCCAUUUUCUUCCCAUUUGUUGAAAACAGAACCAGGGAAAGACCUGAUUUAUUUUGAGUUUCCAGAGAGCACAGCUCCUCAUGUCUUUUAUCCAAGUGAUGUGAACAGUUUCUCACCAUCUUUUGGGGAAAGGAUAUCCUGAAUUUCAGAGCCUCCUUUGGUAGAAUGUUCAUAUCCACCUCUUAAGCAAGUCUGGUAGUUAAAGCAAAGUUUUCUCCCAUGUUGGAAACUUAACCCUCAUUUUUAUGAGGGCUGUAUCUACCUGCAAGAUCAUUAGUUCAGACUUUGCCUUCCUUCUUUUCCAUUUAACAAAUAUUUAUUGAACAGCUACUCUGUGCCUGGUGCUGGGAACACAGUGGUGAACAAGACGCAUGAGCCCUGAACCUCCCGGAGCUUGUGAUUUAGCAGUGGAAAAACACAGAACCAUUAAUAACUCCAGGCGUUCCAAGUUAUGUUUGUGCUAAGUGCUGUGUGAGAGGAUAGUCUUCUGGUGCUCACUCGUUCUGCCCUGCUGCUCAGGUGCCUGGAUCUUUCCCUCCCCAGUUGGGAUCUCUCAGGCAGCUUUGUUGAUUUUACUUUAUUUGUAACCCCCUUUGUGUCUGUACAAUUGUACCCUCAUCUGUAAAGUUUCCCCAUUAUUCCUUGUACUGUAACAACUGUUCACCCAUCCAUUAGGAAAUUAAUAUUUUAUUGAUCACUGAAUAAACAUGAAAAUAUUUUAAAAAACAUUCAGUUCUAUAUAAAGAUCUAAUUAAAUGAAUCCAAA
Messenger RNA from Odobenus rosmarus divergens (Pacific walrus), 2593 nucleotides. RefSeq names its product zinc finger and SCAN domain containing 25 (gene ZSCAN25). The record is from RefSeq and is a predicted model, not a curated record. Gene Ontology annotation, cellular component: transcription regulator complex; PcG protein complex. Gene Ontology annotation, biological process: regulation of transcription by RNA polymerase II. The transcript has 5 exons. Bases 17 to 1657 code for a protein of 546 amino acids. Gene Ontology annotation, molecular function: DNA-binding transcription factor activity, RNA polymerase II-specific; RNA polymerase II cis-regulatory region sequence-specific DNA binding. NCBI's taxonomy places the organism in Eukaryota, Metazoa, Chordata, Mammalia, Carnivora, Odobenidae.